Messenger RNA from Moneuplotes crassus, 2447 nucleotides. Lineage: Eukaryota; Ciliophora; Spirotrichea; Euplotida; Euplotidae. The record is from the annotation of a GenBank genome assembly.
AUUUCUUAAAAAAUGGAUUUGAAGAGGGAGUUGGAAAAGGACUUCAGUGAUCCAAAGGAUUUGAAGAAAGCCAUACAAAAGAUUUGAGAAAGAAAAGGAUGGAGAGUUGAAGAUAUGAAGAAUCUGAAUCUGACAGAAGAUGAUAUACCCAAAUCACUUACAAGACAUAUAGUCUGGGAAAAGGAGCAAAAAUAAAGCUAUUAAAGAGUACCAAAAGUGAUUGGAAUCAUACCAGGAAUUUCUUGACAAUUUUACUUUGGAUGGCUACAAGUCUGAUAAGCUCAAGGAUGCUUUAGAUGAGGCAAGAAAAAGAAAAGAGGAGUUUAAAGCUGAGGUUAAGCAGAUAAAAGAAAAAUACCCAACCAAAUUCCAGAAUCUAAAUGAAGAAGAAGAGCUAAAAAUAAUGUCAGAUGCCUUGGAAAAUGCUGAGGCUUGCACCAAAAAACUUGAGAAGAUUGAGGAAAAAUAAAAAUGAAGAGAUGAAUAACAUGAUUACUAGAUAUUAUGAAACGUAUGAAACUCAAAAAGAAGAGGUUGAUUCAAGCCUGAAGUCUUUUGAAGGUGACUUGAAAAAGAAAACAAACGAAUUGAAGGGAAACCUUUUGAAAAGUACUGGUCAAACAUUCAGAGAAUUCAGAGAAAUAUUUAAGAAUUUGACGUCAGAAUUAGCUAAGGUAGCUGAUCAAAAUGCUGAAAGAGAAUUAGUAGCCGUUCAGAAAAUACAAGAAAGUGAAAUUUUGAAGGGCAGCAACCUCGUGGUUAAUAAAGAUAAGGAAACAAAAGAAGAGAAAAUUAGUUUUAAAAUAAAACCACAAGUUAGUUUAGCAGAGAUGUUACAACAGUUGUAUGCCGAAAAUUCUGAUGCAAGAAGAAAUCCUCAGUUUUACAUUAAAAUAAAAAAAUUUCUAAAAGAUUUAAAGGCUAAAGUUAAAACAAUAAAGAAAAAUGCUUCCAUAGAAUGAUCGAAAUGAAAAACAACAUUUAUAGUGGAAUGGUCCGAUACCAGUUCAGUUAUUAUUGAUCUUAUAUCAAAUCAUAUUGAGGCAAGGGAAAAAUUAGAUGAAAAGACUGAAAACUAUGAAAAUUAUAUAAUCGGUGCCGAAGAUAAAUUUCAUAGCGAAAUUAAGAACUUUAAGGAACUUAAAUCAGAACUAGUUUCAAAACAUGAAUUGAAUGCAGAAAAAAUCAACAAAGAUACAUUAUCAAAACUUUCAAGAAAUAUUACUAAGAUCCAAAAGAUUUCAGAAUCAUUAAAUGAACAGCUUAAAAUAAUUGAAAAUGAUAAGGAAAGACAAAAAGACUUGAUCAGCAAAAUUAAUGGAUUUCAAAACCUAAUCAGCAUCACUCAAGAGACCCUUGAAACUUAUGUUGAGUGUGGCAAUGAGAUUAAAGAGAAAUCGGAAAAAGAAACUAAAUACAGCCAAGCUCUUAAAGAAGUUAAGAAUUAUGAACAAGACAUUGAGUAUCUUAAGACUAAUAAGGAAAAUCUUGAUGAAUUAAUUAAAGGCAAAUCAAGACCCUUGAGGAAAAAGAAGAUUGACAAAGCUGAAGCAACUGAUAUUUAUACAUUUAUGUAUCGCAAAACAAGAAUAACUGUGAGAAAGAACGAUCUUGUGCAAGAAUAUGUAGAUGCUAUUGUUAACCCAGCCAAUGAAGAGCUCAAUCAUGCUGGAGGAGCAGCAAGAGCUAUUGCCUCUAAAGCUGGGCCUGAAUUUGAGAGAGAAUGUGAAGAUUAUAUUUCAGAAAACUAUAAAUUGAAAACAGGAAGCUCUAUGGUUACAUCAGCUGGUGGAGAACUUAAAUGUGACUAUGUUAUUCAUACUGUUGGGCCGAUAUACGAAAAGAAUAAGAAGAAUCAUGCAAAAGAAUUUGAGCAAUUGAAAAAGUGCUUUGAGUCAAUAUUACAAAUAAUGAUUGCCAGAGACUUUUAUGAUAUAUCUAUUCCAGCUAUUUCUACAGGAAUAUUUGGAUUCCCAAUUAAGAAAUGUGUCGAAAUCUGUGCAAGCACCAUUAAAAAUAUGAUUAAUGAAGAUCCUGACGCAUUUAAAGAAAAAGAAAUUAUUCUUUGUAACUUUGAUGAUAAAACCACAAGUGUUUUCCAAAAAUGAAUGAAAAAGUGUAUGAAUCAAGAAAGCGAAGAUGAAGAUAGUGACGAAGAAAGAAAAGACGAUUACGAAGAUGAAGAAUCCCGAAAAAUGAAUAAGAAUAUUGAGGAGGAUUACUUCUCAGACGACAAUGGAGCUCUUCAAGACAAUCGUGAUGAAGCUCUAUGCAAUAAUAUGGAUAGUGACUACUAAAUCAUCUGCCCUAUCAUUUUAGACAGAAUAUAAAGCUAUCUGGUUGGAAUAGCUAUUGAAUUUAGUUCUAUUCUGAUCUAAAAUGUUUGGAGUGUCUAACUCCAUUUUUAUGCUGAAUAAGACAUUUACAAAAUUAUGAAAGUCAUUCUU